CCUUAGUUUGUAGGGCUCAGUUCCACACCUGGACUCUUGCAUUUAAGACUGCACUUUUUAAUUAAUGACAGAUUGCAGAGCAGUAAAUAAUGGUUGUAUCUUCACUUGUGAAGCCCCAUGAACCCAGUGAACAACCCAUGUCCUUUCAUAUUCAAGAAGCCCUCUUUUGUUUUGCUUUUUGAUGCUUCUUAAGAGAGAGAGAGAGAGAGAGAGACGAAAAUUCUGUCUUUGGCUGCUUCUCUAGCUGUCAUCUUCUGAUUCAAGUGAGAGAAAAUUUAAGGGGUAUUUAGAUUGCAAGGUGGGCGUUGGAUUUGUCCCUGCAGGGUCAUUAGACCAAAUGUGGUUCCAUGUAGCUUUCAAGAUUACAUGAGAUGGGUAUGUUUGCUCCUUUUGUAUAGGAAAAAUCUUUCUUGAGUCAGAGAAAAAUAGUAUAAACCCAGCGUUAUAUUUCUCAGGUUCCUAAAUGCAAACACAAAGCCAAGAAGUCUCCUAUUUAAGAACCCUAGCUCUCUCCCUUAUCUACUUGCUUCUAUCAAUAGCUUCAACUUGUUUUCACUUGCCUUUAGUUAAUGAAGGAGGACCUUUUUGAGUCAGAGAUGCAGUAACCUGUUGAGAGCAGCUCGUUUCUCCCAGGCAAUGGAGUCUUCGUCCCAAGCUUUUGAAGGUUCAGAGGAAUGUCUGAGCAGUGAAUCUGGUUGGACGAUGUAUAUUGGGUCUCCAAUGCAAGAAGAAGAUGAAGGUGCAGGUGAUGAACAAAGUACUCAUAACGAUGCUGAUGAUGCAGAAGAUGGAGGUGGUAAAGUUGGUCGUGAUGGUGAAGCUGAGAGUGAUGAUUCAAUGGCCUCUGAUGCAUCUUCACGUCCUAGUUAUAGAGGACGAGUUGCCUCAAAAAAUGGUAAGUCAUGUGCUGCUAAAAAGGGUCAGUCCAGGAAUGCUUACAAGGAGGAAGAAGAAGAAGAUGAUGAUGAUGAUGAUCCCAAGCAAAGAGCAUAUGGCACUAAUCCUUCUCCGAGUAAAGGCAAGGUGAGCAAGAGCUUGAGGAUGAAGAAAAAGAAGUAAUUAUAUGUAUUUUUGGCUCCUCCACUAGAAAUUAUCAUAGUUUUUUGGGGCUGGAAAAAAAAAAUGUUUCUUUCUCACUGAUAUGAGAUAGGGAUGUUUAGCUAAUUGUCAAUGUGAUAUGCCUUUUUGCUUUUUUGAAUCAUAAGUACUGUAAGAGCUCAAUCCAAAGUUAUAUGAUGAUGUUGUUGAAGGUA
Messenger RNA from Eucalyptus grandis, 1253 nucleotides. Its product is annotated as protein SOB FIVE-LIKE 3-like. The coding region runs from base 637 to 1059 and encodes 140 amino acids. Gene Ontology annotation, biological process: cytokinin biosynthetic process. Lineage: Eukaryota; Viridiplantae; Streptophyta; Magnoliopsida; Myrtales; Myrtaceae. The transcript has 2 exons. The record is from RefSeq and is a predicted model, not a curated record.